AUGAGUGUUCCUGAAUCGUUUGUACGCAUCGAAAAUUGGUUAUCUACGCACGCACCUAGUCUUCUUCGACAAUUGAAUAAACCUGGUAUAUCUGUAGCUGAACUUGACAAAGCAGAAGCAACCCUUGGCGCAAAAUUUCCUCCAUCGGUUCGCGAAGCUUAUACACAUUAUGAUGGUGAAUCGAAAGAAUCGACAGGUCUGUUUGGUUCCUGGCGUUGGCUGCCUUUAUGUGAAAUAAUUCAGUGGAAUGAUGAACAACAGCGAAAAGUUCAAAAAACUCAUCUUGUAGAUUUCAAACCAUCGUUUAUGAUUCCUCUAUUAAAAUUAACAAGUACCAAUAGCGAUAUGCGCUAUGUCGAGACCAGUGGUGACGACGGACAAGAAGAAACACCUGUGAUCGAGUGGAAUCAUAAUCGACCGGUACGAGAUAUCAAAUACGGAAGUUUUGCUAAUUACUUAUCAACAUUUGCUGAAAGACUCGAACUUGGUGAAUACAUACCUGAUAACAAUGACACAAAUAAAGCUCACGGACUUGUUCUGAAACAUUAA
Molecule: messenger RNA, 549 nt
Organism: Adineta ricciae
Lineage: Eukaryota; Metazoa; Rotifera; Eurotatoria; Adinetida; Adinetidae
Source: the annotation of a GenBank genome assembly